Molecule: messenger RNA, 2741 nt
Organism: Erythranthe guttata (spotted monkey flower)
Lineage: Eukaryota; Viridiplantae; Streptophyta; Magnoliopsida; Lamiales; Phrymaceae
Source: RefSeq, a predicted model, not a curated record
AUGUAUUGCUUACGACAUGUAUUGCUCUAUAAUCCAUACACGGAGGAAGGAAAGAAGUUUGAUGCCCGCAUGGGUAUAGCUCCACUGAUUUGGAAGUGCAAGAUAGUUGAUGCGGCAGCUCCCGAAAGACGAGUGAUAGAUGCUGUCAAAAUAUUCCAAGAUCUUAUCCACUCCCACUUGUCUGAUCGACAACAUGAUGACAUCAGUUUAGCUUUGUCUCUCUCCCAACAAUUCGGAAUAGUCGAAGAAGAAUUUACUUCGUUUGUCACAGCAACUUCAUUGAACACCGAUGACAACGACCAACAACAACAGAUCUGCAGCAGCAGGUAUUCUACUUCUGCUUCUUCUUCAGAUUAUAAUACUUGGAAUCAACAACAGAAUCUUCUGGUGGGAGUAGACGACCAAAUUAGAGCACUUAAACAAUGGAUUUUGGAUACCAAAUCCUACGACUUAGUUAAAUCAGUUUUGGGCAUGACCGGAAUCGGUAAGACUAGUCUUGUUCAACAAUUUUACAACGACCCACUUGUUAUAAAAGAGUUCGAAACUCGUUUAUUUCUGCACAUCGGCCCACGCUAUACUCGAUCGGUAGAUAUUAUGUUGCGUGUUCUCAAUGAACUUGGUGUCGUCAUCCCUUCUGAUAAACUAGACAAGGAUUGUUUGCAGAAGCAAUUGUCGGAGGCUUUAUCUACUCAAAAUUAUCUAAUUGUCUUAGAUGAUGUAUGGGCUGACGACAUGUAUAUGCUCCCUAGUGGUUUUCUGGAAAACAAAAAAAGAAGUCGGAUCAUCAUCAUAUCUCAGAUCCAAAGUUCAUCAGACUACAUUUAUACAGAUAAGUUUAUUAUAUUACCACUUCUCAACGACAACGACAGUUGGAAACUACUUUAUCGGACCGCAUUUAGUAAUAGAGAGGAGAAGUGCAGUCGAGAACUUGAGAAAAUUGGGAAGAAGAUUGCCGAAAACUGUGAAGGACUCCCUGCAGCAAUUAUACAAGUUGGAGAGAAUCUGCGCGGAAAAUCUUUUCAAGAAUGGAAGACAUUAUCGGAAAAAGAAGAUCCACUCGUCAUCACAAGAUAUGACGAUACACCCCUGUCAAAGGCACUAUUUUUUAGUUACAUGAUGUUGCCUCAGUAUCUAAAGCCAUUCUUUCUGUAUAUGGGUGUGUUCCCUAAACAUUAUGGGAUUUCUCGAUCAAAGCUCAUCAAAUUGUGGGUCUCCGAAGGCUUUCUGGAUACAUACCCGAGGAUUGAAGAAACUGCCGGAAACUACUUAGAUCAACUUAUUCGGCAAAGUGUUGUUUUGAGAGAGAAGCAGGCCUCUAUUGAUAAGUAUAAAUUUAAGAACUGUAGACUGCAUUUCACCUUUCGAAGUCUAUGUGUUAAUGAAGCUAAAAGUGAAAAGUUUUUCCAUAUCCUGAAAAAAUACACCGAUUGUACUCCAGAGAACAUCAGAAGCCAGCAGCGUUUGUGCGUCCACAAUAAUGUUAUUCUUGCUUUCACACAAAUUCAUGAAUGGAUGGAAUCAGUUCCGAGUGCACAAUCUCUUCUUUGUUUCGGUCCAAAACAACAAUAUCCAGUAUUGUUGCCCUUGUGUUUUAGAUUGCUCAAGGUACUAGAUGCACUUGCGAUCCGCUUCUACGAGUUCCCACAUCAACUACUUGCAUUAGUUCACUUGACGUAUCUUUCUAUCACGUGUGAUAGAGAGCUCCCCAACUCCAUAUCCACACUCGGGAACCUCGAGGUAUUGAUUUUCACUCGGCAUCAUAACAUCAAAUUGUCGAAUAAUGGUCCAGCUUAUCUGCCUAUAGAUAUUUGGAACAUGCAUAAACUGAAGCAACUUUAUUGCAAGGGCUUCGACCUCCCACCUCCUCCGGAUGAUUCUCAUCUUGAGAAUCUUAUAACAGUUUCAGGUUUGAGUGUUCACAGUUGUACCAUAUAAGUGCUUUCUCGAAUCCCCAAUCUGAAGAGAAUAGCCGUUCAGAUUGAAUCGGCACACGACUCAAUCGAAACCUUCAAUUUUUUCAGUCACUUUGCCUCUGUCUAUGAGAGCUUUGAGUCAUUCAAAUGCGUUGUUGUAAAUCCUAAUCUGAGCUCUCUGAUUGUUCGUUCAGUUCCGAUUUUUCCUACGAACAUUAAGAAGAUAAGCCUGAGUGGAUGUGGAUUGACUUGGGAGAAUAUGGAAGUGAUUGCAUCAUUACCGAUUCUUAUAGUGCUCAAAUUGCGAUGGUAUGCCUUUUGCGGCCCUCUGUGGAAAAUUAGCAGAGGACAGUUCCUCAGUCUGGAGUUCUUGCUGCUGGAAGACCUGGAUAUUCAGAACUUGCAAAUUGAUAGUCGAUGCUUAACUCGUGUGAUUGUUAGGCAUUGCUAUAAAUUGGAAAACAUCUUGGAUCGAUCGAGGUUCCCCAAACUACUAGACAUAGAUGACUGCAAACCAUCCUUUAUGAAGAAAAUGCGCGAGUGGCGAUACUAUUCUGGUGAUGAAGCUAAAAUCCAUUCUUCAAGUACCGUCCUAUGAAGAUGGCUUACCGUGAAGAUUCUAUUCGGCAAGUGCUGCAGAUUCUGUUGGGCAAGUGUUGCAUUAAUGGAUAUGCCUUUUCAAAGCUUUCAUAAAACUGUUUAUGAUUUGAUAUUUUCCUGUUUUAAUUUGUAAUUUUUUUUUUUCGGUGAUCAUUAAUAUUUAUGUUUUGGAUAUUUUCUUGAUUUAUUCGUGAGCCGCUUUUGUAAUAAAUGUUUUGGAAUGUGCUC